Molecule: messenger RNA, 2071 nt
Organism: Mizuhopecten yessoensis (Yesso scallop)
Lineage: Eukaryota; Metazoa; Mollusca; Bivalvia; Pectinida; Pectinidae
Exons: 6
Coding region: 35-1009 (324 amino acids)
Source: RefSeq, a predicted model, not a curated record
CACACAAGGGACGUGACUGUUGUUUCAGGAGUUCAUGGAAACCCACCAGAUACACGAAAUGAUGGAGGGAGUAAUCCCGACCACAGAAGAUGGAAUUCGACGAAAGACAUACAUAUACAGAGCUAUGAUCCUAGUUAUAGUAGUAGUGUCUUUUCUGAUGCUGUCCAAUGAAGGUCAGGGAGAGUCAUCUUCUCUUAAAAUAUCACAGAAUCCACCAUUACGACCCGAACGACAGAUAGAUACGUCUUUUCAAUUCGCAUGGGUGACUCAGACUGGUGUGCACGUCACAAAACCAGCUAACCAAUCAAGUAUCGAGGUUGCAGCUACUGCGGCCGUGUAUACCUAUGCUUUCAAUCAGGGAUCCCGAUUGGUGUAUCUACUUGUCAGAUAUAUGCGCAAUGACACCUUUAUCCGCGUGGCUAACACUAUCACUGUGGGGAUCUUUAACUCUGACGAAUUCCCGAGCGACUUUCCUGAGUAUAGUCCAGUUGAACUCGAGUGUAAAUACAUGUGCCCUGACCAUUGUUCGAAAUUCUGUGAUGACGGCCUGCCCAUUGCAAUGAAAUGGUCGUACCCAGGGAGACGGAUGGUUGUCACGGCCGGAAAUCUUCUUUGUGGUCAAGAUGGUCAAUUUGACCCCGAGUUUGGAGAGAUGAAUCUACUGGUCCAAGAUUUUGCCGAAGCACUCGUGAAGUUUGUCUUGCCACUCGACGUUGUCAAUAACAUCAUUGCUGCGUACAACUCCUCGCGAACAACGUGGGAUUUGCAUCCGUCCAAUUACAUUACCUACUUCCGGCAGGGAACGGCCACGUGGUUUGCGGCUACAAGCAAAUCCGCCUACGAGACCGGAGGCAUGAACAUAUGCAGCAACGCCCGCCCAUGCAUCACAGAGAUAGACCUCAGACGUAACAUUAAGACCAGGGACGUGCCUCUCUUUGAUAUACUUAACACUGUUUAUAACUUCGAGCGGUGGAAUAUGACGGGAAAUAUAUCCAUAUGUGCCUGGUGAUAGAGUAAUGAAAUCAAACAUUUUCCUUUUCUUAAUUUACAUAGUAUAAAUAUGAUUUGUUGUAGAGUGAGGGUUAUAUGUCAUAUAACUCUUUAUGAAUAUGUUAUUUUAAAAUUUGCAUAUGUGUUUUAGAAUUGUGAUUUUUUGUUUUAGAGUUGUGAUUUGUCUUGAAGAAUUAAGGUAUAUCAAACGUUACACAGGAUACCGGUAACUCAUGUUAGAAUUGAUGUUAUAUGCUUAUCUUUAUAACAUACUUGUGAAUUAUGUUAGAGCUGAUGUUACAUGCUACACUACAAAUUAUACCUGUGAUUUAUGUUUGAGAUAUGAUCGUUAAUGCUAUCUGACUUAUUUUAAAUAUAAUUUGUGUAAUUAAGUAAAUGCUACAUUACACGUUAUGAAUUUAAUUUCUUUCGGAUUUAAGGUUGUAUGUUAAAAUACUUAUUACACCCCUUCCUCGAUACUCCAGGGGUUAUGCUCACUUUUGCUCACUGCAGCCCUGGGAUAUGUCAUAGCAAAAUUGAAGGCACGAUGCUAGCCAUAUGAUUGGUAUUGGGUCAAAAAAACUGUCCGAAUGUUAGGCUGAUACCUGUCCUUUGUAUAUUAACGAAAGGAGAGAUGCCCAACUUCAAAUCCAGUCCAUUUUACCGUUACGGGACCUAUACAUCUGUUUUAUGUCCACCAAAGGAUCAAACUAGUCUUUUAGUCUCAUCCUCCACAAGGUGGCACACCCCGAUCCCUUGAUUUUGCUAUGACAUAUUACAGGGGAGUAUACAGUAGAAGUGAGUUUAACCCCUGGAUAUCGAGGAUGAUUACACCCCUGAUUUGUGGUAGUCAGGUUAUUCCAACCUCCAUUCAUACGGUUUUCCUACUAUUAAGCCAGUUCCCGGAGCAUUGACCUCUCCAAAAGUUUGCCAGUUUUCCAGCCUCCUGGUUAACGAAGGCUCCACUGUAAAUAUGCCCUCGUGUUAUUCUUCUUAGAGAAAAAGUUACGUAUCACAGUUUUCGUUUACUGUAAAUCACUUGUAUGUUGCAAGCUAUGUAUUCUUUCGUGUUAAUUCGAGU